Messenger RNA from Cavia porcellus (domestic guinea pig), 1242 nucleotides. It is a transcript of the gene Emd, whose product is annotated as emerin. Gene Ontology annotation, molecular function: cadherin binding; beta-tubulin binding; actin binding. NCBI's taxonomy places the organism in Eukaryota, Metazoa, Chordata, Mammalia, Rodentia, Caviidae. The record is from RefSeq and is a predicted model, not a curated record. The coding region runs from base 147 to 938 and encodes 263 amino acids. The transcript is spliced from 6 exons. Gene Ontology annotation, biological process: negative regulation of canonical Wnt signaling pathway. Gene Ontology annotation, cellular component: spindle; nuclear inner membrane; nuclear envelope.
UGUGACGCAAGCGAGACGCAGCCGUGACGCGUGAGCGCGACCGCUCCCUCUGCGCUGGCUCUACCUCAGCUGCGCUCCAAGACAGCGGUUUCUUGCGAGGCCCAGGCCGCCCCCAGGCCUUCGCCGCCCGCCUCCCGGUGCCCACCAUGGACGACUACUCGCUUCUGUCUGACACCGAGCUGGCCGCGGUGCUGCGCCAGUACAACAUCCCGCACGGGCCUGUCGUGGGCUCUACGCGCAAGCUCUACGAGAAGAAGAUCUUCGAGUACGAGAGCCAACGGCGGAGGCUGUCGCCCCCGGACUCUUCCGCCUCCUCCUACAGGUUCUCAGACUUGGACUCGACAUCAUCGGGCUCAGACAUGUACGAUCUGCCCAAGAAGGAGGACGCCCUGCUUUACCAGAGCAAGGGCUACAACGAUGACUAUUACGAGAGUUACGUGAGCACCAGAACUUACGGGGAGCCAGAGGCCAAGGGCUUCCGCCAGCCAGCCAUGGCCCUCUCUGAUCCAGACACCUUCCAUCAGCAGGGCCGUCGCUGCUCCCCAGCACCUGAGGCAGCUCUCAUGCAGGUGCGUGAGGACAGCAUCUUCUCUGAAGAGGACAGCAGGGACAGCCACAGGGAGCACCCCGUCUAUGGCCGGGACAGCAGCUACCAGAGCAUUGCGCACUACCGCCCUGCCUCCAGUGUCUCCAGAAGCUCCCUGGGUCUGUCCUACUACCCAGCAUCUCUCACCUCAUCCUCCACUCAGCCUUCCUGGCUUACCCGCCGGGCUAUACGGCCUGAGAAGCCAGGUUCAGUGGCCGCGGCAGCAGCCCAGGAGCGCCAGGUCCCGCUCUGGGGCCAGCUGCUGCUCUUUCUAGUGUUUGCUGCCUUCCUGCUCUUUGUUUACUACUCUAUGCAGGCUGAGGAAGGCAGCCCCUUUUGGAUGGACCCCUGAUGGUCCUGCCGAGCCCAGCUGGCUGCUUUUGCAGCAUUCUGGGGGGCGGGGGGCAUCGCUUUGUGUUCUAGUGUGGGGUGCUGGGCUCGCCCAGGGCAGUGCCCACCCCAACUGCCCCUGUCCUCCUCGGGAGCCUCCUGGUCCUGCUCACCUCUGAGCCUUGGAACUGGGCUGAGACCUUGUCCUUCCAAGGAGAAUGUGGUUGUUCUGCAUGCCACCUCUUGUUCAUUGUUACUUGUCAUGAUCAAGCAAAGGGUAUCCUGACACUUUUCAUGGACACACAAUAAAAGACUGUUUAUUUUUA